AAAUAUAGAUAUAUCGGUGUAUACAAAAUAUAGCCAGGCCUGAAAAGUGAUCUCCUCGAACGAUCGUUCUACAUUAUACACCUAUGACUCUGAUACGCCACGGAUUCUUUUUGUCAAAAAUAGAAGCAAAAACAAAUAUUGGUAAUUGCGCAGAGUUUUAGGUUGAUAUUCCGUAAAGCAACAAGUGAAAUUCGAAAUGUGCAGGGGAAAAAUGAUAAAAACGCAACUGAUCAUUAAUUGUGCAAUGUUCCCUUAAAACGAAAUAAAACGUUGUAUAGUACAGGGAUGUAAAAGCUAUAAAUAUUGUUCUUAUAAAAUUGAUCUCUUAGACACUUCAUCCCGAUUGGUGGAAGUACUAGCGUAUAUUAUUGUUAUUCUAGAGCUAGACGUUACAAAAUUACAAAAUUGCGUACAAUUUGUGACAAAAAUAUGUAUCUACAAUUCAAUUUGUUCAUUCCAAAAAAGUCUCUAAUUGGUUGAAUAGCGGUUUUAAAAAAGACAGUACACGUAAUCACGGCUUUCAACAGUAAAAGUAAUCCUAUAGAGUUAUAAUUGUACUAAAAAGAUAUUGGAGCACAGCUGAGAUUAGCAAAUUACAAUGGACAGCGACUAAGAUAACUAAUUAAAUAGUUUAGCAAUUAUUAUAAUAUGGACGACGAAUUGGAAGAUAAAAUACUGUACCAGACUUAUUUAUCACAUAUGAAGUUGAUGUCUAAGUUUGCGGUGGGUAUACCCACUGCUGGAAUCAACACAUUUUUGAAUUAUUUUUGGAGGAUUGCCCGUGUAUAUGUUUUUAAACCUGAAGUACUAGUAUUUGGCUUAAUAAUAUUCAUUAUAUUUCUAUAUAUGCAAGCUGUGGAUGCAUGGAGCCGAACUUUGUUUGAAAAAAUUCAACAUACACUCGGAAUCACAACAUCAAAGGUAGCUAAAUUACAAUUUCUUGUAAACAGUUCUUCCGUCGAAAAACUUGGAUGGGAAUUUAAGCAAGAUUAUAUAGCAGCCUAUGCAGUACAAGGUCAUAGAGCACAUAUGGAAGAUCGUUUUGUUGUGAAUAAUGAUAUAAAUAAUACUGGUGUUUCACUCUUUGCUAUUUUUGAUGGUCAUGGGGGAGAGUUUGCAGCAAACUAUGCCCGAGACAAACUCAUACCAAGCAUCAGUGAACAAGUUGUUAAGUUAAAAGAUAUCAUAACUGGAAAAGUACCAAAAAAUGCUCAAAAAAGUGAAAUUAAUGAGAAAAUUAAUGAAAAAGAAGACGAAAAUACGAAGACUGAAACAAGUGCCAUGAAAAGAAAAAAAUCAUGGCGCAAAACUUCAAGCACUGAUGACUAUGCCAAAGGACAUAAUAUUGGUAUUACAGACCCUGAAUUACUUGAAAAACUAGACAGUAUUUCAAAAACUAUUACAAGAGAGGUAAGACCAAGUAGACCGAAUGAAAAAGAAAACCUUCCUAAAAUUGACGUGACUAGCUAUAUUGAAGGACGUGAAAUAAAUUAUGGCAGAUUAUUAACUGAUCAAGUUCUUGCUGUGGAUAGACUGUUGGUAAAUGCUGCUAAGAAAAAUAUGGAUGUUGCUGGUACUACUGCUCUAAUAGCUAUUUUAGAAGGUAACAAAUUAAUUGUAGCAAAUGUUGGAGAUUCUAGAGGAGUGAUGUGUGAUGGAAAAGGAAAUGCAAUACCUUUAUCUUUUGAUCAUAAACCUCAGCAGCAAAGAGAAAGAAAUCGAAUAAACAAAGCUGGUGGUGUUGUAACAUUUAAUGGCGUAUGGAGGGUUGCUGGAAUUUUAGCUACAUCACGAGCGUUAGGAGAUUACCCUCUCAAAGACAAAAAAUUGGUCAUUGCAGAGCCAGAUAUCUUGACUUUUGAUCUUGAUGAUCACAAUCCAAUGUUCCUUGUAUUAGCAUCAGAUGGAUUAUGGGAUACGUUUUCAAAUGAGGAAGCUAUAGCUUUUAUAAAAGAACGCAUUAAUGAACCGCAUUUUGGAGCCAAAAGCAUUACACUUCAAAGUUAUUACAGAGGAUCCUUGGAUAAUAUCACUGUUCUUGUAAUAAAUUUGAGGGAUCGCAAAAUAUCAGAGUUGAAAUUGAAUAAAAUUUAAUACAAUUUAUAAUUAUUAGAUAGUUACUAUAGUAAACAAGGAUUUUUUGGCAAAGUGGUCUAGUCAUAUUUUAUUGAUUGUUUGUACCUCAUAAAGUUAACAAAUCUUUGCCUGAUACUUUUGUAACAUGUAACUGUCUAUUUUUCAUAAAUAAAAUUAUUUUAAUAUUGGCUAAUAUUUA
Nasonia vitripennis (jewel wasp) is the source of this 2275-nucleotide messenger RNA. RefSeq names its product protein phosphatase 1L. The transcript has 9 exons. The record is from RefSeq and is a predicted model, not a curated record. Gene Ontology annotation, biological process: protein dephosphorylation. NCBI's taxonomy places the organism in Eukaryota, Metazoa, Arthropoda, Insecta, Hymenoptera, Pteromalidae. Gene Ontology annotation, molecular function: cation binding; protein serine/threonine phosphatase activity. The coding region runs from base 649 to 2094 and encodes 481 amino acids.